AUGGCUGCAUCUGGUUCUACAGAUGUUAUUGAAGAGGAUGCGGCUGAUUUACAGUUUCCAAAAGAUGAAAUAAAUGUUGAAGCAGAUUGGCUUGAGCUAUCAUAUAAAAUACCAGAAAAAUGUGUUAUAUGCAAGAAAGAAUUGAAAGACGAACCGAUUAUUCGUUGUUAUGAAUGUUCAUGUGUGGAUUUGUGUGUUCAGUGUUUUUCACUCGGCUUGGAAACUCAACAACAUCAAAGUCAUCAUAAAUAUCAAGUCGAUAGAAGACAUGUCCCAAUUUUUUUAACAUCAGAUUGGCCAGCGGAAUUAGAAUUAGAUUUAAUUAAUGCAGUCUUAGAAUUUGGGUAUGGAAAUUGGACCGAUAUUGGUAAAAGAAUAUUAAGCAAAACACCAGAAGAAAUAAGAAUUCACUUCAAUGAGUAUUUUAUUUAUAAUAGAGACAAAUUUGCUAAUUUUCCUGCUUUUGGUAUGAAUAUGCUAGCUUCUGUGAGAAAUAAUCCUCAAUAUAAGUACAAUGCAUUGGCUUUAAGCGAGGAACCACCCAGAUUUCCCAUUAAUACGCCACAAUAUAGGUAUUUUGCUGGUUAUAAUGCAGCUCGCAGCGAUUUCGAAAUUGAAUAUGACAAUUAUGCUGAAAUGUUGGUGACAAAUAUAGACUUUGAAAAAGUUGAAGAUGAAGAUUAUUAUGACAUUGUCACAUGUAGCAACAUAAGGAAUUCUGGCAACGUCUCGGAUAGUGAUAAAAACAACAUUGAUAUCGAUAUCGAUGAAGAUAACAAUGAAAGUGAAGAUGAUGAAAUAAAAAAUGGUGAAAACGAUUCGGAACAAGAUCUUAUCAGAGAAUUAAAAUUGAUCAUGGUGCAACAGUACAAUGAAUGUUUGAAAGAAAGAAUGAGAAGGAAAAGAAUAAUUAAAAAUCAUGGUCUUUUCCUUUUGAGAAAAUUUCCCAUCACUUUAAAUAAAUAUGAAAGUUCGAUAACAAAAUCAGUUCUUGAAAAAUUAUUUCCGUUCAUGCAAUUGGUGUCUGGUCAAAAAUUUGAUUAUAUUUUAGAAGGUUUAGAUAAAGAAAUGGAACUCAAAAGAUAUUUUUGCAGAUUGAAAAAUUUUAGAGAAUGUGGACUGACGAGGUUUUACAGUUGUAAAGUGUAUGAAAAGUUAAAAGCCUCGAGGGAUGAAAUGUUAAAGGAAUUGUCUCAGCUCAAACAAAAUCCUUUGAAAUCAUUGACCACUGUUAACUUACAAGUUAAACCGUUAAUAACGAAAGCAGUAACGAGUACAAGAAAGCCAGCACCACCUUUAAACAUAUUACUUUUACCUGGUUAUGAAAAACUCACCGAAGAGGAAAGAGAAUUGUGUUCGAAUGCUAGAAUAGUGCCUGAAUCAUAUUUUACAUUUAAAGAUUUGUUAAUAAACGAAAACAAUAAGAAUAAUGGUAUAAGAUUAGCAACGGCUCAAUUUGAAAACGCGGAAACUCUCAUUAUAUCCGAAGUUCACAUGCUUCUAGAACAUAGAAAAGCUCAAAAUGAAAGCGCAGAAGAAGAAUUGGAAUUUUCGGACGUUUUUAUGAAAACUCUCACGUACACAAACAGAUUCAGAAAAUUUAAAAACAAAGAAACGAUAUCAUCAGUUCGAAAUUUGUUGAUGCAGAAAAAACUUCAUAAAUUCGAAUUAGCCGCACUCGCGAAUCUAUGUCCUGAAACACCUGAAGAAGCCAAAGCAUUGAUUCCAAGUUUGGAAGGAAGGUUCGAAGAUGAAGAAUUGCGUCAAACUCUAGAUGAUAUUCAAACGAAAAGAAGUUUACAGUAUUAG
This is a messenger RNA of Pediculus humanus corporis (human body louse), 1809 nucleotides long. RefSeq names its product transcriptional adaptor, putative. Gene Ontology annotation, cellular component: nucleus; RNA polymerase complex; SAGA-type complex. Bases 1 to 1809 code for a protein of 602 amino acids. Lineage: Eukaryota; Metazoa; Arthropoda; Insecta; Psocodea; Pediculidae. The record is from RefSeq and is a predicted model, not a curated record. The transcript is spliced from 4 exons. Gene Ontology annotation, molecular function: transcription coactivator activity; nucleotide binding; chromatin binding. Gene Ontology annotation, biological process: regulation of transcription by RNA polymerase II; chromatin remodeling; DNA-templated transcription initiation.